AUGGACAAGCUCGUUCAACGCACCAUCAAGGCCGAGAGGCAGGUCACCCGCCGCCUCAAGAACCAAGCCAACAAGGCCUACCGCCGCGAGCUCCGGGACCGUAUCCGUCACGCCAAGGCCGGCGUCGAGGACCUCAACAGGAACAUCGCCGAAGCGAGGCGCGCCCGCCACGAGCGCUGGGAGCUUGGCCCCAUAGCCCCGAACCGGACGGCUAAUACCGGACAUGGCAUUGUGACCGAACAUGCUAGGACGGCGAGGCAGACGAACGACUUCCUGCUGCGUCCGUUCGAGCUCGAGGCGAGGUGCGGUUGGGCUGGGGGUGCUAAGUUCUUGAACCUUGCUGUGGGCGAUCGGGUUGUGAUUACGGAGGGUCAUGACAAGGGGAAUAUUGAUACCAUUUCGGCGAUUAACAAGUCUACUGGGACUGUUGAACUGAAGGAGCAUGGAAAACUCGUCGCGAAAUCCCCCGAAUGGCUCAUCGGCAAAAAAGUCAGUGGCGACCAAACCUACCCUGAACGCUCCGUCGCCCCCAUGGCCAUCCCCAUCUCAGCCAUCCGCCUCGUGCACCCCAUCACCGACGCCGAAACCGGCACGACGCGGGACGUGAUCGUCCGCUCCCUACGCCACGCCAACGUCCGCCGCGACCGCCUCACCAAAUCGACGGAAUGGGAUCGCUACGUACCCGGCCUCAACGUCAUCAUCCCCUGGCCCGAGAAGACCGACCCCGAGGAGGUCCAGCACAAGGUCGACACGGCCCGCAAGGAAGUCUCCGACGUCACUUUUGUGCCCACGCUUUUGCGCCCGCCCAUGCCUGAGACUCUCAUCAACGAGCUGAGGAACCAGUUCUCGCGCUUCAGGACGCGUCACGAGCCUUGGUACCUUGAGAAGAAGCAGGCUGAGGCUAAUGCUAUCAAGGAGCAGAGGAAGGCUGUGGAUACUAUGCUCACGCCUCUCCAGGAGUUUAAUAGGCAGCAGAGGGAGAUUAGGAAGAGCUUGGGACAACCUGUGCUUACGGAGCAGAUGAUGGAGAAGAUUGGUGCUGUUAUUGUGAAGAAUCGGACAAGGAUUUUGGAGUCGUCGGGUAUCUCUACUGUCUCGACGUCUGAGAAGUCAGCGUGA
Scedosporium apiospermum is the source of this 1119-nucleotide messenger RNA. RefSeq lists its product as uncharacterized. The record is from RefSeq and is a predicted model, not a curated record. Lineage: Eukaryota; Fungi; Ascomycota; Sordariomycetes; Microascales; Microascaceae. Gene Ontology annotation, molecular function: RNA binding; structural constituent of ribosome. Bases 1 to 1119 code for a protein of 372 amino acids. Gene Ontology annotation, biological process: translation. The transcript has 2 exons. Gene Ontology annotation, cellular component: mitochondrion; ribosome.